UGUAUCAUCUCUAUAUAUAUAUAUAUUUAUAUAUAUACUUUGCUUGUCUAUGUGUUAGUUUAUAUCCAAUCAACAUGCUUCAAUGACCCAGGAACUUUAUAGUAAAUCAUAUCUUAUUGAUACUAAAAGCACAUUGAUACCAGAGAAACCUUCAGAUGGAUAUUUAAGCCCAACAGUUGGUGAUGAUUACGCCAUAGGAUAUGACAAGGAUGGCAAUAGAGUGGUGUCAUGUAUUGCAGACAUGAGUAAGCUGAAAUUUGAAACUCCUGACUGGAUAACUAAAGUUAAACCUUGCACCCAUGGGACUGUAACCCUGGAUGAUAAUGAUUUCCAUAUUAAUAAAGAUGAAUCUGGAUCAGCGGUAGAGAUCAAUAGUUUUCCUAUUUCUGAAGAAGCUUUUGCAAAAGCAAUGAAAGGAGAGGUGGUUGUUUUAUCAACAGAAGAGGGAGAAAAGGCUGAAUUUACCUUAACUAAUGGAGAUCUGACAUUGGACGGAAUACCAUUAACUUACAAAGAUGAUUAUGGAUAUUCACAAAAUGGAUAAUUGCCCAACUACAUCAUUGAUAAUUAAAAUUUUUCUCCUCAAUUGCUACAAUAAAGAUUUGUAACCUUUGUUAGGUAACUUGUGA
Molecule: messenger RNA, 629 nt
Organism: Eurytemora carolleeae
Lineage: Eukaryota; Metazoa; Arthropoda; Copepoda; Calanoida; Temoridae
Exons: 5
Coding region: 83-544 (153 amino acids)
Source: RefSeq, a predicted model, not a curated record